GUCACGUGACUCGGAGACGUUUAUUUUUCCCCAGCAAUGGCGCCAACCCGUACAUGUCCUCUUAUUUGUGGCCCCUCCGCGCUCCAGGGACGCCGCGAGGCCCUCCGAGGGGUGUGCUAGAGGGCGGGAGAUGCGGUGCGCGGCGAGGACGUGGCCCGGAGAGGAAAAAGAGGGAAGGGCCUUUAAGAAACAUGAUCCCCGCAGCUACCAGGUUACAGGAGUUGGUUGCAAAAGAUAAGAAAGAGAAGCACCUCAGCCCAAGAACAAGAAAAAAAAGACUCCCCCAUAGAGGCCUCGAGGAAAUAAUGAAUCUAAGGUGAAGAGGAGAAAGAAGGAGAAAAGAAAAAAGGAAAAACAGGAGGAGGAGAAGAAGAAGAAGAAGAAGGAGGGAAGAAAAACUACUACUACUACUACUAAUAAUAAAUAAUAAUAAUAAUAAAAAUAAUAAUAAUAAUAACUAACGUCACCACUACAGGCUGAUCCGAGCCAAGCACCAUCGUACACACACACGCACACACACACUCGCACACGCACACACCCACCAACAUGUCCACACGCGUCAAGAGGCAGCUGAGCAAGAGCGGCAGCAGUGGGGGGGCGGAGGGUCCUACCGGGGGCGUGGCGGCGGCCCCGGUCUCCGCCCCCGCCGCCGCUGCCGCCACCACCACCGCCGCGGCCGCCAGACGAAAGCGGCGGGUGGACAACUCAGGUUCAGAUGACGAGGAGCGGUCAAUCUGGACUCCAAAACACCUGGGGGACCUCAGGGCAUACAACCGCUCGGCCUCGGAAGCCCCCGCUGAGCUGUUCCGCAAGGAUCUCAUCUCGGCCAUGAAGCUGGCGGACAAUGAACCCCUCAGCUCGGACGACUUCUGGGGCAUCGGGGACCCGUGGAAGCAGGAGUGGGAGCGCGGCGUGCAGGUCCCGGUCAACCCAGACUCCCUCCCUGAGUCCAGCGUCACCGUCACCGUGCACAAGCCAGUCAGGGACCGCGAGGCCAACUUUAGGCUUACAAAAGACAAGCUGAUCCGGGUGAACCACGACGAGUUCUUCAGCAACGAGCAGCACAUCCUCAGCAACCUGCCCACCAAGGCCGAGAAGAUGUGCCGCUACGAUAUGGAUGACCUCGACGACAAGUGGCUCACGGCUUACAACGGGGAGCGCGCCAGAAUGGGAGCGGCCCCAGUUCCCCCGUUGAUCUUCGAGAUGAUCGUGGAGCACCUGGAGGAGACGUGCUGGGAGAACAUUCACAAGCUGCUCAAGACCGAGGAGUCGCUGUCCAUCGAGUUCGACGAAGAUGUGAUCUGUGACGUCUGCCGAUCGCCUGACAGCGAGGAGGGCAACGAGAUGGUGUUCUGCGACGCAUGCAACAUCUGCGUCCACCAGGCCUGCUACGGCAUCACAGCCAUCCCCUCGGGCUCCUGGUUGUGCCGCACGUGUUCCCUCGGCAUCAAGCCCGACUGUGUGCUGUGUCCAAACAAAGGCGGAGCUAUGAAGUCCACCAAGUCCGGGCAGAAGUGGGCGCAUGUGGCCUGUGCGCUGUGGAUCCCGGAGGUGUCCAUCGGCUCCGUGGAGAGGAUGGAGCCCAUUACCAAGAUACCCAACAUACCUCAAAGUCGGUGGGCGCUGGUCUGCGUGCUGUGCCGGGAGCGUCGUGGGGCCUGCAUCCAGUGUUCCGUCAAGACCUGCAAGACGGCCUACCACGUGACCUGCGCCUUCAAGCACUGCCUGGAGAUGAAGGCCAUUAUUGAGGACGAGAGUGCCGACGACGGGGUGAAACUGAGGUCGUACUGCGAGAAGCACAGCGUGUCGAGCAAGAAACUGGGCGGGCCGGAGGAGACGGGCGACAGCGAUGAGGUGGAGGAGGACACCGGCGGCUCCCCGAAGCGCAAGAAGGACUGGACCUCGGAGCAGAAGAACCAGGCGAGGGCGGCCAAGCUGAGGCAGAUUGAGGCGGAGUUUUACAAGCACGUCAACGCCAAGGAGACGGCCAACUUCCUCGACAUUGACCAGGAGACCACCGAGACCAUCUUCAACUACUGGAAACUGAAGAGGAGGGCGACCUUCAACAAGCCUCUGCUGACGCCCCGCAGUGAGGAGAUCGACCUUCUGUCCCACCAGCAGGAGCAUGACAUUGAAAACAUGAAGAUGUGUGUGCAGCUGCGCCAGUACUUGGAGAGGGUGAGGAACUUGUGCUACAUGGUGAACCGGCGGGAGCGUCUGUCGCGAUCCUUCAUCAAGACGCGCGAGCAGACGUUCAGCAAGCAGGUGAGUCUGCUGUCCAGCGGCAGUCUCAGCCAGCAGGAGGCGGCGGCGGUGCUGCAGGCCAACCAUGGCCCCUCAGUGUACGACCGCAUGUACUCCCACGCCGGGGCGCCGCGCCACACACAUAAGCAGUUCGAGCGGCUGGUGGCCCAGAUGGCCGGCACGCUGCCCGCCCAGGAGAAGCCGCGCCCGCCCAAGCGGCCACCGCAGCGCAAGGACGUCAAUGGCCUGGUGCGGCCCAAGAAGGAGCGGCCGUCGGAGAACCCGUACAAGCGGAACUAUGUGAACGGCGCCGAGCAGCGGCGGUCCAGGUCCUCAUCCACGGCCACCACCACGGACAGCGACUCGGACCUGCCGGCCACCAAGUGGUCCCUGCCGGCCAAGGGCCCGACCCACUACUCUGUGUACACCUCCUCCGAGGAGGAGAUGAACAAGGAAAACUUCUCCCUCAAGCUGGAGGCACCCAGUCCCAAGGUCAACAAGCUCUUCGACACCCCCGACAAGGACAAGGUGGAGGCCGGGGCCGCCGUCUCUGCCUGGAACCGGCCAGGGAGGCGGCGGCGGGGCAUUGGGCGGCCAAACUCGCUCAAGAACAAAGGGUUCCGGGCGCCGGGGGAAGACCGCUCCGCGCGGGACUUUGACGCCCUGCUGGGCACUGCCCCGGUGAAGGUGGAAGCAGAGCCCCCGCCCCCGCCUCCGCCCCGUCCUGACACAUCUGAGGAUGAAGCGCCUAAGCCUCCACCGCCGCCGGCCCGUCGCCGCAACAAGAAGAAGGUGACCCCACCCAAGGUGGAGUCCAGUGGCAGCAGCGAGGAGGACAGCACACCCGCCCCCACCCCUGCCCCAACGCCCGCCCCUGCCCCCACCCCUGCCCCUGCCUCUGCCAGCCUCCCUGCUCCAGCCCUGAUCAAGAACAAAGUGGACAAGAAGCAGCCUGCGCGGCGGGGCAGGUGGCUGAAGACCGGGGCGGGCAGGGAGGAGCCUAGUGUGCCGCCCCCCGCCAGCCCCGGGGUGGGCCUGGGUGUGCUGGGCAGCAGCGACGUGCCCAAGCUGGAGCUGAGCGACGACGAGGAGCUGGCGCCGCCCACCUACCGCCUCUCCAGCGAGGAUGACGAGGACGACUCGGCGGGGCGGCGUGGCGGGGCCAGCAGUGACGGCGGCGACCACUCGUCCUCCUCCUCGGCCUCCACGCCCGCCCCCGCCCUCAAGAGUGCCCCAGCCAGUGGCAGCGAGGCAGAUAGUGAAGACGGGACGGAGGGCGGCGCUGACGGCUCUGCGGCGGCCGCCACCCUCAAGACCAAGGCGGCCAAGAAGGAGUUCACGCCCAAGAUCGAGGCGCGGGUUGAGCGCCUCAAGAAGCGGCGGGGCGGCCGGAAUGCAGCUGCUCGGCGGGGCAGCGAGGCCGUGGAGGCGGAGGCCGCACCGGGGCCGCUGCUCGUGCCCCAGCGCAUGGCAGCCAAGAAGGCCUCGGAGCGCAUCACUAGUCAUAACACCGCCGGCCCCACCGCCCCGCCACCCACCACUGCAGCACCGCCCCAGGACACACCCACACCCGAGGUCAAGCCCCGCCUGGCACGCCCCGUCAAGGAGGAGGCGGAGGACACUCCAGAGGAGGAGCGGAAGGUCUCCCCCAGCAAGGGCCGGAAGGCCAAGGCCAGGGACCGGUCGCUGGAGGAGUCGCCGCCGCCUGCCGUCGAGGUGCCCAAGAAAGCGCUGUUUGAGCCGCCGGAGAUCCUGCCGUACGUGCCAAUGCGUCUGGCGGCGCGCAAGGCCGCCGAGAACCUCAAGGGCGGCAUAAGCAAAGGCGCUGCUCCCACCCCACCUGAGCCCGAGGACGGGGAACGCGCCGCCAGCCCCGCCCCGCCCCCAGCCAAGGCCAAGCGCAUGGCUCGCCAGGAGGCUCGGGGCAACAGUCGUGCCAAGUCCAAGUCCCCCCGCGCUGCCAAGCUGCCGCCCCCUGCCACCCCACCGCCGGCAGCAGCACCAGUCUCCACCCCCACCCCCACCCCCACCCCCACCCCCACCCCUACUCCCACGACUCCCACCACUACAACCCCCACCCCCACUGCCACCACCACCCCUGCGCCUUCUCCCGCCCCGCCGCCCGCCCGCACGCCCACGCCCACGCCUGCUACAGACACUGAGUCCGAGAGUUCCCCCGAGAGCCCCAGCCGCCCCUCCCCUCCCCGCCCCUCCGCCAAGGAGCCCCGCGACCUACUCAAGGCCUCAAAGUCCAUCUUCUCAGACAGCGAGGAAGAGGCAGGUGGGGCGGGGCGGCGAGAGCGUGUGGCCCCCCCACCGAGCCGCCCCGACCCCCUGCUGGAGGUUGCCAAGGAGUCUCAUGCUGGCGAGCCGUUUUUUCGUGGCGAAAUCUUUCUACGCGAGUACCAGAGCUCCUCCUCCGACGGGGAGAACGGGGCAGGGCGGCCCUCCACCCCGGGGCGGCCCCAGACGGACGAGCCGACCCCGCGCCCCUCCUCUCAGCGGCCCUUUCGUGGCUCACGGGUCUCAGGGGACCUCCACCUCACCUCCUCUUCCUCCUCCUCCUCCUCAUCAGACAGUGAGGGGCGGGAGGUGGAGAACCAGGUGCCCCCCUCAGGCCCCGGCCCCGGCGCUGCUUCCCGAAAGACGGCCCCCGACAAGAAGCUUAAAACUUCCGAUGGGCGGCCUGAACACGGGUUUCAGCCGCCGACUACUGAGAGAGGUGAAUCCAGAGUGGCCCCGGAGGGAGGCCGGGGAAAGGGUGGGGCCGGGUCGCGCGCCCUGCGUCACGGUCGGGCUCAGUGCAGAUCGCGAACUGCUGCUGGUGACCUCGCACUGCAAGACCUCGCGGGUGACGCUGAUGCGCCACCCGCCCGGGGACCCGGUGCUGCCCCACGAGAAAGAGACGCGGGGCGAAGAAGAGAGAGAGAAUCUGCUGCUGCUGCCCCCACCACCUCCCCCACUGGGGCGCCCCGCAGAGAGGUACAGCCUGAGGAACCUGCCAGCCGCCCCACCCUCCUCAGCAGCCCAGAGAGGCUGCCACUCGCCCCUGCCCAAGAGGCGCCGCCGCCACUGAAGGCUGUCGAGCCGCAUGACGGUGAGCUGGUGCACCAGCGGCAGCGGCGGCGGCGGCAGCGGGACAGCAGCAGCAGCAGGAGCAGGGAGCCGCCGCCCAGAACGGCUGUUGAGUCCCCCACACGCUCCCCCUCCCCGGCACCCCCAAAACUGGAAUCUUCCCGACUGUCCCCGCCGUUGGUCAAGGGACAGGACGGCGAGGAGGAGGAGGAGGGGGAGGCGGGUCUGGCAGCAGCUACAGCAGAAGAGGAUGAGAAGGACGAAAAGAGACCCAGCCUGGAGCACCUUCCCAGCCCCGCCCCGCCCCGAGGGUCUGGACAGGGCCCCGGGGAGGGCAGGACGCGUGCGGCGGCGGCGUUUGGCUUUGUUGACGAAGAGGAGGUGAAGGUGGAGCGGCUGGAGGACAUCGUGGACACGUCGGACACGGAGCAGGAGAGCAAACGUGUGCGCGUGUGUGACAGCGAGGAGGAGGAGGAGGAGGCGGUGGCGCCUCUGCUGGAGGGGGAGAGCGGCGGCGCCGUGGGUGAGGCGCGGGUGGAGCAGCCCAAGGACAGCGGCUACAAGAGUGCAAUAACCACACCCGAGCCCCUGGAACGGGCGCUGCCCUGGGUCGGUGAGGCCCCGGGGCCUGUACAUAGUGUUGUAAAUAGUUUUGUGAUGCCUGAAGACGCCGACUCCAGCAACAGCAGCAGCGGCAAGCCUCCCGCCCCCUCCCACACCCUCACGCCCGCCGCAGCGCCCACUGCUGGCCCUGCCCCGCCAACCCCUGCCCCGGAGGCCAAGCAGCAGCAGCAGCAGCAGCAGCAGCCCUUGAACAAGUUCCUCUCUCCUUCCAAGAGGAAAAACCUGGAAGACGUGAUCGGAGAGGUGAAGCGGCAGGCGGAGGCCCACCUGGAGCCCUGCCCUCCUGCCCCUCCCACCUCCACCCCCGCCCCAACUCAGACCCAGCCAACAGCCCCGGCAGCAGCCCCCACGCUGCCCCUACCACAGGGUCCUGCCCCGCUUGGGCCCACCUCCCCGACGCCCCCCGAGGGCGCUGCCUCUGGGUCGUCAUCGUCGGCGUCCAGCUUCGUGGAGCAGUGGCGUGGCCAGUGGAAGAGUCCUCCGCCGGCUGAGCGUCAGGCGGAGGCGCCACACUCACUCAGCCAGCUGGACAUGGGCAUGGCCGCCGCCUCCAUCAUGGACCUGCAGCGGGCCAUGUACACCCCGGACUACAGCUCCUUCAUGUCCCUCCACUCCAGUGCACUGCUCAAACACUUCAGGAUUGAUCCAAUGUUCAACCUGGCCUACCUCCAGCAGCAGCAACAGCAACAACAGCAGCAGCAGCAUCAACAACAACAACAGCAACAACAGCAACAACAGCAGCAGCAGCAGCAGCAUCACCAACAGCUGCAGCAACUUCAUCACACAGCUGCUCAAGAACUUGCCAGUCUGGUGCAGCAGCAACAGCAACAACAACAACAACAACAACAACAACAACAACAGCAGCAGCAGCAGCAGCAGCAGCAGCAGGCUGCACAGAGCUCAGGGAACAAACUCAUCAAACCCCUGCAGCCUUCCCCUGGGGCUGUGCAAAAGGUCCCUGGACCACUGCCCUCCCCUGGGGCAGGGCAGAAGGUGGCUCCUCUGCAGCCCUCCCCAGGGGCGGUGCAGAGUGUGGCCCCGCAGCAGCCCUCCCCAGGGGCAGGCCCCAAGGUGCCUGCCUCCCACAAGGUGCCAGCCCCCCAGGUCUCCCCUGGCACACCCAAAGUUUCUGUAUCUGCAUCCUCCCCAGGGCUGGGGCUGAAGAUAGCUCUUCCCCGGUCCUCCCCAAGUCUGGCCCCACCCCACCCCUCCCCCGGGGUGGCGCCCCCACAACCCUCCCCUGGAGCAGGACAACAGGUGGCACCCCCACAAUCCUCCCCAAGCUCUGCUGCCCCUGCCUGCCUGUCCACUCCCUCCCCCACGCCCGCCAAAGUACCUCCCCCAACUCCCUCCCCCACGGCCGCCAAGGCUCCGCCCCCCACCCCCUCCUCCGCGGCAUCGCAGUCGACCACCACUACCACCAGGCAGCAGCGGCAAGCAGGUUCUGAAACUUCAGUAUUACCGCCCCCCCACACGUCCCCCUCCAGAGACACGCCAGUAUUACUCCCCCGCCCCACCCCGUCCCCCAGCAAAGCCACGGCGCCCCUGCCAUCACCCCCCAACGCUGUGCUGCCCCCCAAGAAGGAUGCAGCGCUUCCCAACGCCCUGCUCGCCGCCAAGUCCACCGCCAGCCGCCCCACGCCUCCGCGCGCCAACGCGGAGCCGGUCAUCGAGACCAUCACCCUGGAGGACGGCGAGUCCACCCCGCGGGCUGAGUCCUCUGCGCCGGCGCCUGCGCCCGCGGCGGGACAGAAAAGAGUGCCCAUCUACAUGCAGGAGGCGGCGCGCGCCCCGAAGGUGGCGGAGAAACGGUCCCCGCGGGCCGCCCGCACCGCUGCGUCUCGCUGGAACAAGGAGCCGGUGCGCCCGCGCGAGAAGCGGCCAGCGCGACGCGGCGGCUACAACAAGGGGCGGGGCCGAGGCGCUGGGGCCCGAGGCCGGGGGCGUGGCCACAGCCCGCGCUUCAACAUGGCCUCGGUGCCCAAGGAGCUGCAAGGCACCGUUUACGACUUCGACUAUGACAACGACUUCGACGACGACGGUCCGGCAGCCAGCACCACCCUGGACGACCUGCGCCGCUCCCGGGAGAAGCGUCAGUCUGUGGACACCGCACCGCCACCCCUCACCCCGACACACACACCCGCUCCCGAGCCCCGCGAGCAGUCCCCGAAAAAGAGUAGCAAGAAAACCAAGUCCACUCACAAGGACAAGGUCGCCACCACCCCGGUCCACGCCGCCGCCGUCAGCGAGGCGGAGGAGCAGGACGACAAGGUGGCCAAGAUCCUGCAGGACUACCACAACAUGCAAAACUCCCAGCUGCGGCGCAGCGCUCACUCCCCUUCCCCGCCGCGCCCCGAGGCUCCCCCCGACGGUCCCACCGAGGCGCCGCCGCUUCCCUACGCGGCCGCCCUAGCCGAAGACAAGCUGGCGGCACUCUCGGGCCUCGGCGAUUCGCGUGACGGGGUGCAGGCCGAGACGGGGGCAUCGGGGCUACGCGGGGCGGGAGGGGAGGACCCUGCCAAGGUCACACUGACGGUGCCGACAGCCCAGCUGGGCGUGGACGAGCGUAACCAACUCAAGCUGAAGAUCAAGGGACCGUACGCCAACUCCUACUCCAGCAGCAGUGUGUCGGUGCCCCCGCCCCCCGCCUCCUCGUCCACCACGUCCACGCUGCGCCGCAUGAGGAAAAAGGAGCUGAUCCGCCAGUACUGCUGCCAGGACCAGCUCCCGCCUGCCGAGCUCCACGGCGAGGCCGGCGGCGCGCAGCACCACAGCGCGCCCAGCCCCGCGCCGCACGUCCGCACCGGCAUCACCAUCCCCAAGGCCGUGGCCUCCAUGACCUCCAUCCCCACCCGCGAGGACUACAAGAUGUACACCCAGGACGAGGCCGGCGGAGGCGGCGGCGGUGGGCGGCGCAAGCGACCCCCGCGAGAGUUGCGCCACCUCAAGGUGUGGACCAUCAAGGAAGACGGCGGCGGCGGCGGCGGCAGCGGUGGUGGCGGUAGCAAGCGUAACUCCGAGACCGGCGAAGGUGGAGACCCCAGCAGAAAGAGGCCGCGGGGCGUGAAGGACGCCAGUGGCGGCAAGGGCGGCGCGGCUGAGAAUCGGGACGCCGCUGCCGCUGCUGAUGCCGCCAGUGCUGCUGCUGUCGCCGCCGCCGCCGCUAACGCCGCCAAGCCGCCGCCGAAGCUUAGGAUCAGCCUGGGCAAGAACAGGACGGAGGUGACCACCGUGCCCGCUGAGCCCGCCACCACCGACGAUCCCCAGGACCCGCACCGCCACCACCACCACCAUCACCACCAUCACCACCACCACCACCACCGGCCGCCCAAAAAGCGCCUGGCAGAGGACAACCCGAUGGUCAAGAUCAAGAGCGACAACCUCAAGUUUCGUGAGCAGAUCAUGGCGGACUUCGACAAGCCAGGCCGCAAGGGUGCCGCCGACCGGGAGCGUCGCGCCAAGAAGCGGCGGGUGCUGGGCGGUGGCGGCGGCGGCGGUGGCGGGUCAGGGUCUGAGCAGGAGGACCGGCACGCGGUGGUGAUCGCCGGGGACAGCAGCACCAACGCGCCCAAGCUGGUCAUCCGUCUCAAGGGCAAGAGUGACGCGCCCGCCGCACCCUCCGCCGCCGCCGCCGCCGCCAACAAUAACAACAACACCACCACCUCCUCCACCUCCAGUAACGCCGCCACCUCCACCACCACGAACGCCCUCGCUACCGCCUCCACCACCUCCACCACCGGCACCAAGGGGGAGGAGGAGCCUGACGCUGCCCUGCCGCCCUCGCUCAAGAUCCGGUUGUCGCUGCCCAAGGCUGAGCCGGAGGCUGCUCGGGAUAGCGGCGGCAGCAACGGCGGUGAGGCGGUGGGCAAGGUGCCGCUGCGCCUCAAGCUGUCUCGGCGCCCCGACGGCUACGUCGCGUCCAACUCCCACCGGCGGCCGCCGCCCGGCGUCCUGGACCAGGGCCCGGGCCCCCCCGUGCCGCCCCGCCCCCCCGACCUGCCCCAGAACACGCCACUCACUCCUGACGUCCCCAACACCGCCCCUGCGCCCUCCCAGACCGCCGCCGACACCACCACCGCCUCUACAACCACCAUCAGCAGCAUCGCCGCUGCUGCCACCACUACCACCACCGCCACACCCGCGUCGCCGCUGCGGCCGCCGUCACGGCUAGGCCCCGAGGACCCCCACACGCCGCCUCCCAGGGCGCCGGAACCCCGGGUGCCGCCCCUAGAUAGCAGGAUACCUCCGUGCGGUGCUCCGCCGCCCUCUCCUCCCCAUCCGGCUUACCAAUACAGCGGUGCGCCACCCACCGCCCCCUCCGCGCCGCCCCCCUCCUUGGGGCACGAGCCGCUUGGUCUUGGCCCCCUAGAGUAUGGUCUGGGGGGGCUAGGACCCCCGCCGCCCCACCCCGAGCACGAGCAACAGGAAGUGCUGCAGCGGCUGGCGGCGGCGGUGGCACGUAACGGGGGCGGGCCGGCAGCUGCGCCUCCCCCGCCGCCACAGACGGGGCCGCCGCCGCCGCUGCUGGGCGUGGCGGGGCUGCGCCACCCGCUCUACCCCUUCAAGGAAGGCUCAGACUGCAGAUGAUAAAAGCUGCGUCCCUCUAGUACUAGUGCCACUAAUAACACUACGCUAAGGACUACACACUAAGGAAUAGUUACCUACUAGCCAAUACUUCUACUACUACUACUACUACUGUUUCUACUUCUAAUUCUACUACUUUUACUACCACUUCAACUACUACUACUACUACUACUACUACUACUACUACUACUACUACUACUACCUGUGUGACAGGCUGAACCAUGAGAGAGAGAGAGAGAGAGAGAGAGAGAGCCGUAAACAUGUACAAAUGUAGAUAGUGUCGGUAGGGGAGGGCGGGUGGGGGGUCGAGGGGCGCCUCCCCCUCGAGGGUUACUCAUCACAUGCGUCUUGUUCACCACAACAAACAAACAAACAAACAACAAAACAAACAAACAAGUUUUAUUAUUGAGCACUGUUCGUCUGUCUGUGUGUGUCCGUCUGUCUGUCUGUCUGUCAGUCUGUCUGUCUCAUUCGUUCGGAGAGGAAGAUAUCUGUUUUUCCUCCACCAGAAGACUUAGGAGGAGGAGGAGGAGGAGGAGGAGGAGGGAGGCCCGCCCUUUUUUUAUAUCUUUUUGUACCGUUGUAAAUAGAACAAAUGUACAAAUUAAUGUAUUCGCAUUUUUUAUCAUUACUAUUAUUCUUUUCAUACUUUUGUACAGAUUUGUUUUUAUGUUUUAUCUCUUCCCUUCCGCGUUUUUAUUUUAUUUUUUUCCUGUUUCGUUCGUUCGCGCUCAUCCUACUUGCCUCUACGGAAGAAAAAUGUCCUUAUUAUUUAUUUAUUUUCUAUCCCUCAACGACGUCUUGUCACAAAUGAUAUUCUUAAAGAAACGCUCGCCGCCAAUAUCUCGUCUUUCUCAACUGUCGUCACCAUUCUGUUAUUCUUACACCGCCGCCGCUAGUGUCUCUGUUCUUGUCACAUCUAACUCUUGUUUUAUUUUAUUUUAUUUUUGUAUCUAGGUAGCGAACUGGGGCCGUGUUUAUCGGAGGCUACACCACCGGCUCGUGAAUUCAUGAGCUCCGCGAUAUUGGCAAGCUGUGCAGGGAGGACUGUGAAUGGGUGAAGGAUUACGCUAAAUAAAACUUGGGCAGUGAAGGAUUAUGAUAAGUACGGGCCCAGGCAGAUUAUGUGAAGCCUGGCGGGUGAGCAGCAGACAAGACACGUGAUAAAUUUGUGCCGAGGAGCAACGAAGUUAGUCCUGAAAUGUGUUUUUGGAAGUGAUUGAUAAGGCUCACCCGCCUGUCGCAUCUGUGAAAAGAGGAAAGAUUAUGACAUACGGGCCCAGGCUGAUGGAUGCGGGGGCCUGGCGGGUGAAGAAUAGACAAAAACAGUAAUAAAUUUGUGCCAGACAGCAACGAAGUUAGUCCUGAAGGUGGUUUUGGAAGUGUUUGAUAAGGCUCACCCGCCGCCUCGCAUCCGUUAGUGUUACCAGGGAGGGUGUGAGGGCAAGGUGCUGUGUUGGGCCUCUCCUGUUGUGUGCCAUCCAGGUAGAGCAAGAGACAGGUAGAGCCAUUGUUUGUUACCUUUGCUGAUAUUAUGCACGGCACCUCAAAGUCAAACCGGUGAAAUGAAUUUAUAUGCUUAUUUUCUUUUAUUUUUUUAUUCCUCUUAUAUUCCCUGUUCUUAUUACGUUUUCAUUAUUAUUUUUUUAUUGAGCAUCACUUUUACACACACACACACACACACACACACACACACACACACACACACACACACACACACACACACACACACACACAAGGCUUGCGUUGUGCCGCGUUCGUUCUCUUCUGACGUGUUGGGUGGACUCUGACUUUGUAAAUAUUAUAUACAAAAAAUAAUGAAAUAAAGGAUUUUUCUCCACAACCUUGGGCUCCUCAAGAGAUGAAAAAAGCGAGAAUAGUCUUGUAAAAUCUUUAGUGUCAUGUGAUAACAGUAAAAUUAUUGAAAUAUAAAUUUUUUAUGUUAUAUACAA
Eriocheir sinensis (Chinese mitten crab) is the source of this 12479-nucleotide messenger RNA. RefSeq names its product PHD finger protein rhinoceros-like (gene rno). The transcript has 12 exons. The coding region runs from base 547 to 10530 and encodes 3327 amino acids. Gene Ontology annotation, biological process: regulation of transcription by RNA polymerase II. The record is from RefSeq and is a predicted model, not a curated record. Lineage: Eukaryota; Metazoa; Arthropoda; Malacostraca; Decapoda; Varunidae.